CCAAAUUGUUACUUAUCCGGUAAUUGAAAAUUGAAACGAUCGAUUCUUCUCUUGCUUUAUUUCUCCCCAGGCCUUUCAUUUCAAGAUUCUUCAAGAUAUCCAUAUUUAUCAUGUUCAUGACCCGUGUUUACUCCUUUGAGCUCUAUUUUCUCAUAGCUGCUUUGGCUCUUGGAAAACCGCGCGGUUGGCCGAUACCCAAAACUCAUCAGAACCGUUUCCUCAUGUCCAACGAUACAGAGUCUCCCGAACUUCCUUCAUUCAAUCACAAUACCCAAUUCGUACGAACACAACCCCCCAAUCCUGCCUAUAAAUUUGGAGAUCGUGUCAGCCAGUCCGAAGAGGGCAAGAAAUGGAUGGAGGGAGAGAAGCUGGGAUGGAAAACGUUUGAUUCGAAAGAGAACUCGAGAGAACUUUACCAGCUUCUCCUGAGCGGCAUAUGUCCCCGACCUGUUGCUUUCGUGUCUUCGGUAUCUGAAACUGGCGUUGAGAACCUUGCACCUUUCAGUUAUUUUAACACUGUGUCAGCACAUCCCCCCACUAUAUCGAUUUCCAUCAAUGCCGGUAUUGGCGAAAAGGAUUCUUCUCGAAACAUAAAGGCCACAAAAGGGUUCACCGUGAACAUCAUAAGCGAGCCCUGGAUUCAACAGGCUAACGCAGCUUGUAUCAACAGCCCCAGGGACGUAUCAGAGUGGGUUAUCGCUGGCCUAACCAAGGAACCUAGUACCCUCGUCAGGGCUCCCCGAGUGAAGGAAAGUGCAUUCAGCAUGGAGUGUGAGGUAUUGACCCCUCCUCGUUUUUUUCCUUCUCGUUUAAGAUAACGCUCUGAUUUGGGUGUCGAGCUGUUGCAAGUCGUAGAUCUCAUACCUGAAGAUACACCUGGCGUUCCGUCCAGCUACUUGAUCCUGGGAACUGUAAAGUUGGUCCACGUCCGUAAGGACGUUCUCAACCCAGACCGUAACGUCGCAGAUCCCGACAAGCUCAAACCCAUCGCCAGAAUCGGGGAUAUUUCUUACACCAGGGUUACCGAAGCGUUCCGUUUACCGAGAUUUGACUGGCAGAAGGAACAACCUAAUCUUCAGCACGUGUUGAAUACCUCG
Molecule: messenger RNA, 1097 nt
Organism: Marasmius oreades (fairy-ring Marasmius)
Lineage: Eukaryota; Fungi; Basidiomycota; Agaricomycetes; Agaricales; Marasmiaceae
Exons: 6
Coding region: 111-818 (235 amino acids)
Molecular function (GO): FMN binding
Source: RefSeq, a predicted model, not a curated record